AUGGGUCGCGGAAGGAAGAGACAUUUUAGCUGGAAAUCACACGCGGAGAUCGAAAAGGUUCAUGAGAAACUGCAGAAAUACUACGACAACCUUCUCCAACUCCCCGAUGAAGAGAAGGCGCAGUUUUGGGAUGCCCUGCGGAGGGAGCUUCCUAAUAGCUUUCGGUUCGCGGGAUCGAAGAGUCACGCCAUAGCCGUCAGGAAUCUGCUGAAGGAGAGGUACAUGCCCGAAAUCGUCAAGAUCGAACACGCCGACGGCCGGAAAGUCGAGCCUCCUCAGCCCGUACCCUGGUACCCCAACGACCUUGCCUGGGACAUGACCACCCCGAAAAACGUCGUGCGCAAGUUUGCGCCCUUCGCCGCCUUCCAGAAGUUCCUCGUUUCCGAGACGAGCAUUGGCAACAUCUCGAGGCAGGAGGUUGUCAGUAUGAUCCCGCCCCUGGUCAUGGACGUUCGCCCGGGCAUGACCGUCCUGGACAUGUGCGCGAGCCCCGGAAGCAAGGCCACUCAGCUUCUCGAGAUGAUCCACCAGGGCGAGGAGGCUCGUAUCAGGAAAUUCCUGCGCGCUUUCGCCAAGGAGGACGGCCUCGACCUCGGUGUGCAGACCGAAGAGGAGCUUGAGAUAGAUGAGGACGUCGACUCCGCCGACGACGGCCGUGCUACGGGUCUACUGAUUGCGAAUGAUGCCGACUACAAGAGGUGUCACAUGCUCGUUCACCAGCUCAAGCGGCUGUCCUCCCCCAACAUGAUUGUGACCAAUCACGAUGCGACCAUGUAUCCUUCGAUCAGGCUUCCUUCAGAGCCCGGGAAACCGGACAGGCCAAGGUACAUCAAGUUCGACCGCAUCCUCGCAGACGUGCCUUGCUCCGGAGACGGAACUCUGCGCAAGAACAUCAACCUCUGGAAUGACUGGAACCCCAAUAGCGCCUUGGGCCUACACACCACGCAGAUCCGAAUCCUUGUCCGCGCUCUGUCUAUGCUCAAACCGGGAGGCCGUGUUGUCUACUCGACCUGCAGCAUGAACCCUGUUGAGAACGAAGCCAUCGUGGCCGCCGCCAUUGCCAAGUGCGGAGGGCCGGAGAAGGUCGAAAUCGUGGACUGUAGUAAUGAACUCCCUGGUUUGAAACGGAGACCGGGACUCAAGUCAUGGAAUGUCAUGGACAGAUCCAGCCGGAUCUGGAAUUCGAUGCAGGAAGUCAACGAGUUCCUCCAGUCCGGAGAGCGCACGAAUAUGCCGGGCAAACUAUUGGAGACCAUGUUCCCUCCGCCCGAGGGUAGCGCUGGUGCCGAUUUGCCCCUCGAACGGUGCAUGCGGGUCUACGCUCACCUGCAGAACACUGGCGGCUUCUUCAUCACUGUCUUGCACAAAAAGGAAGAAGUCAAGAUUCGUCCUGACGAACCCAAGUCCGCUAGUACCGCCCAACCGGAUGGAAGCAGGGACUCCCCGGCGACGGACAAGCCCAGCGACGUAGCCGAGACGCCCGACACCGCCGCGCAAGCGCCAGCGGCCGCCUCCGAGUCAGAAACCGGCGCCGGUGAACCAAGGGUGGAUGAAAAUGGAGAUGGAGAACAGGAACCGACGCCACCGCACGGAUCGAAACGACCAAGGAGCGAAGAGCCCGCCCAGCUCGAAUCGCAAGAGCCGAAGAAACCCAGGUUGGAAAACGGAUCGGAACAGAGCGAGGCAAAGCCUCAGCCGCAAGCGAGACCCGGCCGGAAUCAGCACGGCCAAUUCGAAGAGCCGUUCAAGUACCUGAGUCCGGACCACGAGGUGUUGCAAAACAUCAAAAGCUUCUACUCCCUCUCCGCUCGGUUCCCCCAGGACCGCUUCAUGGUCCGGAAUGCGGCCGGCGACCCCACCAAGGCCAUUUACUACACGUCGCAGCUGGUGAAGGACGUCUUGGUAGAGAACGAAGGCCGCGGCGUGAAGGUCGUCCACGGCGGGGUCAAGAUGUUCAUGAAGCAGGACGCCCCCUCGGCGGACGUCUGCCGGUGGCGGAUCCAGUCCGAGGGCAUGCCCAUCAUCGAAGGGUACGUGGGCGAGAACCGCGUCGUGCGGCUCCGCAAGAGGGAGACGCUCCGGAAGCUCCUCAUCGAAAUGUUCCCCAAGAUCGCGGACGGCGCGUGGGAGCAGCUGGGGGAGAUCGGAGAACGGGUGCGCGACAUCGGCAUGGGCUGCCUCGUGCUCCGGUUAGAGCCCGACGGCACCGAGGAGAGCUUCAUGGAGCGUAUGGCGCUCCCGCUCUGGAAGAGCGUCCAUUCGCUCAACCUCAUGCUGCCGAAGGAGGAGCGCGCCGCGAUGCUGCUCCGCAUCUUCAACGACACCACGCCCCUGAUCAACCGGGCACUCCAGAAGGAGAAACAGGCCAAGAUUGACCAGCAUGAGAAGGAGAGACGAGCUGGGGAGAACGGAGAGAAGGCCGCGUCAAAUGACGCGCAGCAGGAGAAUGGCGGAACCACGGCUGCCGAGGAUCCCGCGAUGCUUGAUGAUGUCGAGGAUGCGCCGACCCCUGAAGGGAUGGUCAGUGAUUAG
Messenger RNA from Sodiomyces alkalinus F11, 2532 nucleotides. Its product is annotated as NOL1/NOP2/sun family protein. NCBI's taxonomy places the organism in Eukaryota, Fungi, Ascomycota, Sordariomycetes, Glomerellales, Plectosphaerellaceae. The coding region runs from base 1 to 2532 and encodes 843 amino acids. Gene Ontology annotation, cellular component: nucleus; cytoplasm. Gene Ontology annotation, molecular function: tRNA binding; tRNA (cytidine-N5)-methyltransferase activity. Gene Ontology annotation, biological process: tRNA methylation. The transcript is spliced from 3 exons. The record is from RefSeq and is a predicted model, not a curated record.